This is a messenger RNA of Verruconis gallopava, 1391 nucleotides long. RefSeq lists its product as uncharacterized. Bases 162 to 1391 code for a protein of 409 amino acids. NCBI's taxonomy places the organism in Eukaryota, Fungi, Ascomycota, Dothideomycetes, Venturiales, Sympoventuriaceae. The transcript has 2 exons. The record is from RefSeq and is a predicted model, not a curated record. Gene Ontology annotation, molecular function: oxidoreductase activity.
GCGUGAUACCAGCAAAUUACUGAUACCUCUGCCAACAUGAAUUAAGGGCCUUGUAUUUAAUUGUGUAUGAACGACCCAGUGCUGAUUUCGAUCGAUAAAGAACUCAGGUGACUUGAUAUUUUGUUGCAGUUGUGAUUCCUGUCCGAGGCGUAGUAACUCAAAUGGCCCCGGGUGUUCUGGCAACAGAGUCUGUUCGAUCUGACAACGCCAUCCCUCGCUGGGAGAAGACACCAAAUGAUCAGGCUCCUCGGUCAAUUUUCCCCGACGGCGUUCGGACCAGUGGACAGCACGAGCCGUUAUUCGAUUUAAUAAGACCAUAUUCAGAGUUCCCAAGAAAGAUCACGGGGCCGACUGUGUGGAAGCGGGAAGACUAUGACGACAACAACACAGGGCGAUGGACACAUAUCUUCACCGACGACGAAAUUAAAGAGCUGGGGGAAACAGCAGAGCAAUUUAUCGAACGGAACAUACCGUUAACUGGAAUUUCGAAGUCUAACUUCCCUCUACCCAGACUCUCAAAACGGCUGGAAGACCUCCGCAAUGAUCUUAUCAAUGGCAAAGGCUUCAUUCUUUUCAAAAACUUCCCAGCAAAUGAGUGGGGCACUCUGAAGAGUGCUGUUGCCUACAUGGGUCUUGGCACAUAUUUCGGCUAUUUUCUGUCUCAAAAUGGCCGCGGGCACGUACUCGGCCAUGUUAAAGAUACUGGCGAAGAUGCGACCCAAAUCGACAAAGUCCGUAUCUAUCGCACUACUGCUCGUCAAUAUUUCCACACAGAUGAUGGGGACAUCGUUGGCCUGCUCUGCCUUCAUCGAGCAGCCGAGGGAGGCGAAAGCGAUAUAGUAUCCUCACACCACGUCUGGAACACAUUGCAAAAGGAGCAUCCAGAUGUUGCGGAACUACUGACAAAACCAAUUUGGUAUUUUGAUCGUAAGGGUGAAGUUAGUGACGGUCAGAAACCGUACAUCAGAGCCGCGGUGUUCUAUCUUGAAAGACCAACUGAAGGACGCGAGCCCAGAGUCUAUGCAAAAUGGGAUCCAUAUUUCAUACGAUCUAUGUGGCGCUUCUGGGAAGCUGGUACUGUUCCGCGACUCAGCGAUGAACAGGACAGGGCAAUGCGGAUCUUGGAAGAUACUUGUUAUAGACUGGCACUGCACAUGGUAUUGGAAGUUGGCGAUAUCCAGUUCUUGAGCAAUGCACAUGUGUUGCAUGCGAGAACAGCAUAUAAGGACUACCCGCCACCGGCUCCGAGAAGACAUCUUUUGCGGCUCUGGCUGAGUACACCAGAGGAUGAAGGUGGUUGGUCCUUGCCCAUGCCAGACGCCAAGGAGAAGAAGAGAGGUGGGAUUCAGGUGAAUGACACUGCGCCACGCGCUCCGCUUGACGCUGAAUAG